AUGCAUUCGUCGUUACUCUUAGUAUACCUUUGUUUGGGUUUCUUUACCAAUGUUUUCACAAGUCCGAUUACAUACGAAGAUGUUCGAGGUACACCUUACACUGUUUCAUAUGAUCAUCGAGCUAUUACAAUAAAUGGUGUUCGAACAAUGCUUAUAUCUGGUGCUAUACAUUAUCCACGUUCAACACCCGGCAUGUGGCCUUAUAUUAUGAAAAUGGCUAAAAAUCAAGGUUUGAAUACCGUGCAAACAUACGUAUUCUGGAAUAUACAUGAGCAAAAACCAGGUGUACUUGAUUUUACGGGUCGUGCUAAUUUAAGUCAGUUUCUUCAAGAUGCUGCUGACGCGGGUUUAUUUGUAAACUUACGUAUUGGUCCAUAUGUAUGUGCUGAAUGGAAUUAUGGUGGCCUACCAGCAUGGCUUAAUCAAAUACCUAACAUGUCAUUUCGUUCCAGUAAUGAAGCAUGGAAGACAGCUAUGAAAACGUUUACAAUGCAGAUUGUUGAAUAUGUGAAUCCAUAUCUUGCUAAGAAUGGUGGUCCUAUUAUUCUUGCUCAGAUUGAAAAUGAAUACAAUGGUGGCGAUCAAGCUUAUGUCGAUUGGUGUGGUAGUUUAGUGACCAAUGAACUAUCUACAACAGAUAUUCCAUGGAUUAUGUGUAAUGGUCAUGCAGCUAAUUCAACUAUUGAAACAUGCAAUUCAUGUAAUUGUUUGGAUGAUGGUUGGAUUGAUCGUCAUCAUCGGGAUUCUCCAGAUAAACCAAUGUUGUUUACUGAAAACGAAGGUUGGUUUCAACCAUGGGGUGAAGCGGUUGCUAUUCGUACAACAGCUGAUGUUGCCUAUUCCGUAGCUGAAUGGUUUGCUGGUGGCGGUGCUUAUCAUGCAUAUUACAUGUGGCAUGGAGGAAAUAAUUAUGGACGAACUGCUGGUUCAGGUAUUACUACCAUGUAUGCUGAUGAUGUUCUUCUACAUGCUGAUGGUACUCCCAAUGAACCAAAAUAUACUCAGUUAAGUCGUCUUCAACAUUUAAUUGCUAAUUAUGCACAAGUUUUAUUAAGUCAAGAUUCGACUCGUACACCAUUACCCUAUUGGGAUGGUCAAAAAUGGUCAACCGGUACGCAACAAUUCGUAUAUUCUUACCCACCGGCACUUCAUUUUAUUAGCAAUCAAUUUGACAAUACUCUAGGUGUACUUUUUCGUAAUAAAAAUAUUUCAAUGACUGGCCAUUCUGUUCGUAUAUUUGAUGAUAAUCUUAAUUUACUAUGGGAUAGUGCUAAUGUAAGUGGUAUUCAAAGUGAUAAUACCGAAUUUUUUCCCAUUGUUAUUGGUCCACUUCAAUGGCAGACAUGGUCAGAACCUGUUGUAUCAAAUCUAUCUGUUUUUACUUCAAUAAAUCCAACAGAACAACUUACAAUAACGAAUGAUGAAACAAUUUAUUUAUGGUAUCGUCAUAAUGUAACAUUAACACAAGCACAGGCACAUACAAUAGUUCAAGUUGAAACACGUAAAGCAAAUGCAUUGCUAUUAUUUUUAGACGGGGAAUAUUUAGGUGAAUUUGAUAAUCAUGAUCAUAGCCAAGGUGCACUAACUGCAACAAUAUCAUUAGAUCUUUCAACAUUUAAACCUAAUCAACGAUAUCUAUUUGAGAUUCUUUCUAUUUCACUUGGUCUUGAUAAUGGCAUUCAGGCGAACUCGUUUGAACAUAAGGGUAUCGUUGGAAAUGUAUGGAUCGAUGGCCAAUUAGUAGGAAACGACGAAACAAAUCUUUGGGAACAUCAAAAAGGUUUAGUUGGAGAAUAUUUUCAAAUCUAUACCGAACAAGGUUCAUCUAAAGUUUCAUGGAAUACACAAUGGACAAAAGGUAUUAAUAAACCAGUAACAUGGUUUCAAGCAAGAUUCAAUCUCGAUCAUAUAGUACGAGAAGACAUUAAUGCUAAUCCUAUUUUACUUGACGCUCAAGGUCUUAAUCGUGGUCAUGCAUUUAUUAAUGGAAAUGAUCUCGGCCUUUAUUGGUUAAUAGAAGGUAUCUGCCGCGAUACACCGCCAUGCUGUUGUCAACAAGCACAAAUUAAUUGUUUAGAACCAACUCAGCGUUAUUAUCAUAUUCCAUCGGAUUGGCUUAUGCCAGAGAAUAAUUUAAUAACGAUAUUCGAUGAUUUAGGUGCAUCAUCACCAGGUUCAGUUGGCUUUGUACAACGUGUUAUCCUAACGUAG
This is a messenger RNA of Rotaria socialis, 2211 nucleotides long. The record is from the annotation of a GenBank genome assembly. NCBI's taxonomy places the organism in Eukaryota, Metazoa, Rotifera, Eurotatoria, Philodinida, Philodinidae.